Paramormyrops kingsleyae is the source of this 7708-nucleotide messenger RNA. The record is from RefSeq and is a predicted model, not a curated record. Lineage: Eukaryota; Metazoa; Chordata; Actinopteri; Osteoglossiformes; Mormyridae.
GUGCAGCAUAAAUAAAUUCGGCUGAAGUAUUAGCGGGUUUAAGUGCAUGUUUGACCCGACCUCGGCAUACCCCAGAUGAUAAAUCCCCCCCAUGAAAAAAAGAGCAAGCAGAGAGCGGUUUCGGGAUGCGGAGGGAGAGGCAUGUGGAAAGAAGGGUCCAGGACCCACCCACACACCCCCCCUCCCCCCGGCUACACCGCCGGCAUCAAUUAUGCAGCGGGAAUGGCAGGCAGGCAGCCGCCCGCGGGCCGCGCUAACAGCAUUAGCCAGCACUUAGAGUGAGCGGCUUUCUCGCGGCGGCUCGGCACAGCGCAGGAAGGCGGGAGCCGCGCGAUGGGCCAGCGCCAGGGCCAGCGUCCGCACGGCUAGGCGCCCAUGUCCGUGUCCGACUCCAGCGCCACCUUUCUCAUCAGCCAGCCCUUCCCUCACCAGGGCUCAGCCGAUUCGUACACAAGUAGACCCUCGGAUUCCGACCUGUCCGCGGAGGAGGACCGCGAGGCGUAUCGGCGUGAAGCCGAGCGCCAGGCCCAGCUGCAGCUCGAAAGGGCAAAGACCAAGCCGGUAGCAUUCGCGGUGAAGACAAACGUCAACUACUGCGGGGCCCUAGAUGAAGAUUGUCCUGUUCAGGGUGCUGCUAUCAACUUCGAAGCCAAAGACUUUUUACACAUUAAAGAGAAAUACAAUAAUGACUGGUGGAUCGGGAGGCUAGUGAAAGAGGGGGCGGACAUCGCCUUCAUCCCCAGCCCCCUCCGACUGGAAGCCAUGCGGCUCAAGCAGGAGCAGAAACAGCAGAGGAAAACUGGAGGGAAUUCGUCCUCCAGCCUGGGUGACAUGGUGUCUGGUGGGUGGAGGUCCACGCCCCCUUCUGCAGCCAAACAGAAGCAAAAGCAGGCGGAGCAUGUCCCCCCCUACGAUGUGGUCCCAUCCAUGAGGCCUGUUGUUCUAGUUGGCCCUUCACUGAAAGGUUACGAGGUAACAGACAUGAUGCAGAAGGCACUCUUUGACUUCCUGAAGCACAGGUUUGAUGGGAGGAUCUCCAUCACAAGGGUGACUGCUGAUCUGUCUUUGGCCAAGAGGUCUGUCCUCAACAAGAGAGCUAUCAUGGAGAGAUCUAACACGCGUUCCAGUUUAGCGGAGGUCCAGAGUGAAAUCGAAAGGAUCUUCGAGCUGGCCAAGACCCUGCAGUUAGUGGUUCUGGACGCGGAUACCAUCAACCACCCGGCGCAGCUCGCCAAAACCUCGCUGGCCCCCAUCAUCGUUUAUGUCAAGGUCUCCUCGCCAAAGGUCCUACAGAGGCUGAUCAAGUCUCGGGGGAAAUCUCAAAGCAAGCACCUGAACGUACAGAUGAUGGCCGGAGACAAGCUGGCCCAGUGCCCCCCUGAGAUGUUCGAUGUCAUCCUCGAUGAGAACCAGCUGGAGGACGCGUGCGAGCACCUGGCCGAAUACCUGGAGGUGUACUGGCGUGCCACUCACAUGCCUGGCUCUGGCCCCAUGAACCCCCUCCUGGAACAAAGCCUCAUGACCCCGCCCUCAGCCGUCUCCAGCCUGCAGGAUCAGCAGCUGCUCUCCGGGGGGGAGGUGGGGGGUGCCGACGAGGACGACGUGGCCGAGCCCCACUCACCCGUGGAGCAGGACAGCCUCAUGCCCUCCGACGAGGCCAGCGACUCUCUGUCCCGUGGUAGGAGGGGGGGCUCGCGCCGCCUCUGCCCCGAGGAGGAAGAUGAGGAGGAGGAAGAGGAGGAAGAGGAGGAGGAAGAGGAGUACGAGCCCCCCCGCCACGCUCACACUUACCGCGACAUGUACCCACCUCACCGCAGCCACCCCGCCGGCGUGCACAGUGCCAACGGGCAUGAAUCCCAGGACCGCCUGCUGCAGCGUGACGCCCAGGGGAGCCACAACCCGCGCAACAGCCGACAGCGCGCUCGGCCCUGGCCGAGGGACCACUACUGAGACUGGGGGUGGGGGCUUGAGGAUGUCAGGGGGCGGGGCUUUGUGGCAGGGAUGGGCUACGAUUCGUGCAUGUGGGACAGGUGACCUACACUGACAGGCCUCUGGUCCAAUCGGCUUCACUCCCACCUGGGAUGGGGCCUAUUGUGCCACAGCCUUUGGACGGCAGCAGGAGGCGGGGGGUAUAGAGACAGGGUACCUGCUGUAUUCCCGUGGUUCCCUGCCCCCACAUCAUCCCAUGGACACAGUCGUGAGCCCUAAUGCCCGAAUGCCAGGAUGCUUCCUCCAGUGAAGGUCUGGCAGUCUGCUGGCAGACGGUGUUCAGAGGGUUAUUAGGAAGGAACAAGGCAACAGAUAAGAGAAGCCAGUCCAAGUGGGGCCCCCGGAAACAUUAAUAUAUCAUAGAGUGGAGAGAAUAUGGGGGCUGGGUUGCGGCUGGGGUGGGGCCGCGCGGGGGGCGGGGCGAGUGUUGACCUGCUGACCUUCUGAGGGCAUGCUGAGGAUGUAUUGGUUUCUCUAAUCUGUUGUAUUUGCUUCAUCUCCACCCAUCUUUAGAAGUAAGAGGGAUCAAUUAAGAACCUAAUAGCCACUACAAGACCCCCUGGAUCAGAGCCACGAGUGAGUAUUUAAUGGCCCUAUAACUGGGGGGGGGGGGUGAACUGAUGCAGGUCCUCUUGUUUGUGGUAUCCAGAACUGUAAUGGCCAGGGCAUUUAGGGUGGGGCCAAUCUCUGAUCACUGCCCCCACCUCCCCCAGACUGAGGUCAGAUUGAAGGCACAUAUAAUUUAGGGUCACAGGGUGACACAUAGAGCAGUGCUAAGGCCCUUGUCUGUGUGUGUGUGCGUUUAGAUGUGCAGUGUGUCCUAUUAUUAAGCAAGAGACUUUUUGCUUCCGAUUCCAUGGCCACCAGCCCUUCAUUCUCUCUUCCUCCCUCUUCCCCCUCUCCUUUAUCAAAAUUAUUGUCUGAUUGAGUUAUGGUUAAUUAUUACGAACGACACGAUUAACUGCCUAUCUAGGGAAUUACCUUAAUUCCCUAAUACAGUCCAGAGUAGUAUUCAGCUGCCUUUCUGCUCUGUGACCCGUGACCCUUGACCCCUGACCCCCAGCCAGCACUCACAAAUGUAAACGCAUGGAAAUCAGAUGAAAGACACGCAUCUUGGGCGUCAGCUUCCGUCCAGGACCGAGCUGUUCCCAAAAAUCAGCAACCAGCUGACUUUCGGGGGAUCUGCUAUUUCCAGAAACAACCAGAUGUUCUGGCUGAACUGUCGAACCCCCAGCGCAGGCGUGUCAGAUGGGGCCAUAAGAAGGGAGGGUGAAGAGGUUAGGAUAGAUUGAUAAAUUCCUUGCCCACCAACCCGACCCGAAUGUCAAGCUUCUGUCAAAAUGGGGGCGUGUCUGACAAGCUUUUUGGAGGGAGUUCAGAAAAGCGUCAGGGAUGCGUAGCUGUCAUGUAUGUAGUUGUCGUGAAGGUGCUUGGCCACAUGGGGCGCUCUCACGUGGACCGUUCAGUCUGGCAGGCCUUAAUAUCCUCAGAGUUUGUGCGUCGUUAUCAUUUGCAUGUUUAAAUAUCGAGUAUCAUUAUUUUAGGACGAUUUGCACAUUAAGGUCAGGCAUUCCAGAAGCCUUCGGAGUACAAAGAAGCAGGAACGCCUGCUUCUCAUCUACUCUGGAGGUUGGCCAUGCAUCUGAAGACAUUGUACAUAUUAAAGGGAGGCUUGGUUGUCAUUAGCAACAAUUUAUUUUGUCGGUAUCAACUUGUACCUUGUUUCAAAGAGAUGCUACAAUGAUUACACUGUUAGGAUGUAGAGCUAAGAAGAAAAUAUUAAGCGUGCCGAGUGUAUAGGAGGAAAUAUGGGUAAAAAUUGUAUCUGUAAAGCUGCAGUACACUAUAGGUUUGUCUUUCCAGUCUUUAUUCAUGAUUAAGGUGCCAUCGUGCUAUUUAUUUAUUGAAUUGUUUAUAUAUCGUUUAUUUAUUCAUUUGUUUGAAAUCUAGCAUACUUGAAACUUGAAAAGAGAUAGGCAAGCUACAGGGUUAGACCAGAGUACUGAGAUCUAACUAAACAUCUCUGACGGAAAUUCAUAGCAAAAUCGGGUGAGAUUUGCAGGAAAAUCAGACCGAUGUUUUAAAGACAGAUUUGAAAUUGCCAUUAGGAAGAUACCAUCAUUCCUUCCAUGUGGGGGGGGAGGGGCUUGCUCUGUGUCUCUUCCUCUCCCUUGCACGCACAUGCAUUUAAGACUUGACCGAAUGUAAUGGUCCAUGCCUUAACAAUCGCCAGGCUUCUCCCCCAUCUCAUACACAUAGAUGUGUCCCUCCCAAAGCACUGAUGGAUGUUCUUGUCGGUUGUCAUUUUGCUGGUUCGUUCACGCUGCCAGUCGGUCCAUCCCAUACCUUGGAAGUCUUGGUGCCACUAACGACAAAUUAGCAAAGCAGGCUAAACAGAUGGAUAACCACCAGUUAAUUUAAUUAUAGGUUAAGAUUUCUUAAGCACAGUGAAUUCUGCAUGUAUAUUGAGUAGUCCACAGUGAUAAGGACAAUUUUGUCUAUAUUGACAUAUAAGCAACAGUCUGCUUUGUAAUGCUUUGCAAGUUGUUGAGAGAUGAUCGACACACACACACACUUUAUAUAUAUAUAUAUGUAUAUAUUUAUAUAUAUAUAUGUGUGUGUGUGUGUGUGUGUGUGUAUAUAUAUAUAUAUAUAUAUAUAUAUAUAUAUAUAUAUAUAUAUAUAUAAAUAAAAAAAACACACACACAUCCUGGGAAUCAGUGGCCUCUGGUGGCUCCUCUCUGCUAUAGCACAUGCACUGGUAAUCCUUAUUGUUCUGGACAGCAAAUCAUGCAUCAAUCAAGUAGGCGAAUUUAAAAUUAUUUGUUGUAGUAGAUUGAUUGAUAUCUUGAAGCAGAAUAUUGAAGAAAAAAGGCCAAAAAUGCCAGAUUAGUUUGCCAAAAAAAUCUAGUCCUGUAUUUCCGCUACAGUAUCAAGUGUUUACUGGUAUCUACUAUACUGAACACAAUAUAUGUAUUAUAUGUAUGAUAUACAGAAGCUGAGUAUGUCUUUUCAGUAAUAUGAACUUUACUACAGAAGUUGCCUACUUACAAAAUCCAGGACUCUCCCGGCGCUGUUCUUUAUCGUGACAGGUGGAGGCACUGUAGUUUGGCUGUACUGUAGCUCACCCGCAUCCAUAUGCCAUCCUUUCUGUCCGUUGUGUCUCGUGGACAUUUUGCAUCCCAUGGCUUCAGGCUAACAUUGCAUUUGGAGGAUCGUUUGCACACUGUAAUCGCUCCAGAAACGAGCUUCCCCCUCCCACGCACCGGCAAACCAACUCUGCCCCCUGCAUGCCCGUCAGCAUGUCUGUGGCACCAAAUUGCGGUCACUUUCCGUCACAUAGUGUCUUCCGCUGACUCAAGUACAGCUCAAUAAUAAUAAUAAUAAUAAUAAUAAUAAUAAUAAUAAUAAUACUAAUAAUAAUAACACGACUUUGAAAUAUACUGGGUGGCAAACAGGUCACAAAAUACCAAAAUGAAAACCAGCGCUGUUACCCCGUAAAAAAAACACCAGUCCUGAAUCUUUAUUUUCAGGCCUCGGGAAUUUAACUCGGUAGUUAAAUUCUCUUCCCUAUAGCUGUUAAACUAUUAUUGACCCAGUAGCUUAGCUCAUAGAAAUCACUUAAGCAUUUUAAAGUGACCGAUCACUUCCUUUCUAGUGCGUUUAUCCAGAAUGACCUUAGCGAGUGCCAGAUUUCCCAGCAUAGGUGUAUAUUAAAUUAUGAGGUCGUAAUGCUUUUACCUGUAGUGUCCUGAUCCGGUGAUCUUUGCGAUCGGUAUGUCUUCAUGAAGUGAUGCACAUUGCGCGUUUUCUGGAACGAACAGCCAGCUCAUCUAGUCUGCAUUUUCAGUCAUUAUUUCCGAUUCGUGCAAUAUCAGACUAGUCAUUAUUGAUCACGGCUACUGACUUAUUAAGAAGAAUGUAUAAAUGUAGUGGUACUACUGUGACUUAAGUUUCACUCCAUCACGGGAAACGUCGAUGGGACUGAAUGGGAUCUGAGGCCAGCUGGCUGUAGAGGUUGCCCGGUCCGCUUGCUCGUCUACCCGGCCAACACAGUGCAGCUCCCUGAAAGUGUACUGCAGCUUUGCCGUCUGUUUCCACAUCGUACGGGAAUCUUUAGCUAUCGUUAUGUAUUUAAAAAAAAAAAAGCAUGACCGAAAAAAAUCCUAUGCAAGUGUUGCAUGAAACCUGAUUGUUUCUUUAUGCAGUUCUGAUAUAUUUUACUGAUGAAUUCAUUGUUCUUCUCCUUUUCAUUAAUAUUGUCGUAUCCCGCAUUAUAAAGAGUUAUUCUGUUUUUCGUACACCUAUUUAAAUAGCACACAUCCACGCAGGCUUCCGUCUUUCUUUAACUUGACAGCUUUUGGCGGAAACCACCCAGGAGCGACUAGGAUUGUAAUAUUGCGUCAUACAGAAUACAGACCACAGAACACCGAAAACAUCCCUACAUGAUAAAUAUGGUAUUAUUUCGCAUGAUGAAAUACAUGGGUUCAGAAUGCAUCUGUUUACUUAAACCGAUAAAGGAAAAAAUAGGCCUACUUAAAGGAGGAUCAAGUGAUUCUGUUUACUUGUCCCGUAAAUUAGGCAAAUUACAAAGUUUACUAUUAAAUUAUUAAAUGCGAAUAAAGGCAGGGAAUGCCAUUCAUCGUUGCCUCAUUAAAAUUGAUGGGUACACUGAAGAGGUUUUAUAUCGGCCCAAUGUCAGUAUUGUCAACGUCAAUUUAGUACCAAAGGUACUAUAAUGACAUACUGGUAUUCUGCAACACAUAAUAACCUUUUCUCAACUAGAUGAUGAAAGAACAAUGAAAUAAUCCUCCAUUAGCAUAUCACUGAUACAGGCAUCAGUGUGAAAGAAUAAAUAAUUUUAUGACCACUGAAAAAUAACUUGCUGUAAUUCACAGUGGUCUUUUCUGAAUAAAAUCCUCUAGAAACAUUCCAGUUUUCCAAGGGAAGGCAGACUUGGGAGUCUACCCACGCAAUUUUUUUUGUAAGAUUUUGGUAGUCAUUUCAUCUUUCAUGCCGCAUUAAGAACUACAAGAGUGUGUAACUUGCGUCAGUGAAAUUGUAAUCCGAACACAGUGUAACAAAAAAUGCACUACAUUAUUUUUUUAAAAAAAUAUCUGGCCGUGUUUAUGUUUUUGUUAGUUAAAUCAUAAAGUCAUAUUUAUGCAACGACUGAUAAAAAUACUCUCAAACUACUUGUACCAAAAAAGGUCAAUACCUACUAUUUUUAGAAAGUGUUUGUUUUUAUAUUUAUUUUGGGUAGAGGCUCGUAAAUUUAUGCACUUCCUUUUGUUCGAUGAUCUUCCCAGUGGACCAAUACAGUCAUUGAAAAAAAUGCUGAUGUUUUGGAAAUCUGAAGCACAAUUUUUACAGUAAUUAUAAGCUAACGGUUUCCUUUAUCAGACAAAUUCUGUAUGCAAUACAAAGCCUAGCAUUGAACGACGGCGCCUCGCGCCAUCAAGACUUCCUCUUCUGUGUAGGUAAACUUUUUAAAAAUUGCACUAUUUUAUUUUUGAUGUCUGCUUUGUAAUGCAAUAAAUGCACUAAAUGUUACCAUGUUCCCACUCCGACCACUUAAAAUGUGCUGAUUUUCCUUCCCUGGAAUUUCUGAGAAAAAAAAAAGAAAAAUGUACUUCCUGCCUGAUGCUGUAUAGGAUGCUUUCUAUCAAAAUAUAAAUUUAAAAUGCUAAAAACUACAAUAAACAUAAUCUUUUAUGUA